AUGGACAGUGCAGAAGAAGGAAACGUAUAUGAUACCAACCUGGAUGAUUCGCUCUCGUCGUCUGGAAGCUCCUUGCAAAGUUGGAUUAGUUGGUUUUGUUCUCUCUCUGGUCACGAAUACUACGUCGAAGUGCCUGAGGACUUUAUAGAUGAUGACUUUAAUCUGACUGGAUUGUCUAGUGUGGUACCUUAUUAUACGCAAGCAUUAGAGACGAUUUUAGACAUGGAAUGCGAUGAGUUUUUUGACGAGGAAGAAGAAGAAGAAGAAGAAGAAGAAGAAGAAGAGGAGGAGGAGGACGAGGACGAGAAAGACAAUCAGCGAGGAGACGAGUACGAUCUCAUACAAAUAGAAAACUACUACAACAACAGCAAUACCAGAAACGACGAUGAUUUUUGGAAGGAAGAUGACAAGACACACAAGCGGCUGAAAGCGCAGGACCCGCGUAUUGUUGAACCUUAUGCCUUCAUGCUGUAUGGAUUGAUACACCAACGCUAUCUGUUAACCAGGAAUGGUUUGAGUUUGAUGGCGGAACGUUACUCAAAUAGUCAGUUUGGGACAUGUCCUCGAUAUUAUUGCAAUAAUUCUCCUGUAUUGCCCAUGGGCAAAUAUGAUGAAACAGGACGGGAGAGCGUCCAUUUGUACUGUCCAAGGUGUCUUGACAUAUAUAUGCCACCUGGAUCCAUUCAUCGUUGUGUAGAUGGGGCUCAUUUUGGAUCUUCAUAUUGCCAACUCUUGUUUCUCACCUAUCCAGAGCUUGUUCCAAGCCCAAAUUCACACAUUUAUCAACCGCGUAUAUUUGGUUUCAGAGUCAAUCUUGCAUCUAUAGCAGGGCCACGAAACCAAUGGCUAAGAAUGAGACCCUUGGAAUACAUUGACGACAAUGAAGACGAAGAGGAUGAUGAAGAAGAUGAUGCAGGAGAGGAAGACGCUGUGCAAGUAGAUGAUGAAAAUCAGGUAGAAACAUUGGUCUUUGGAACACAACGUUUGCAAAUCCACAAUUUUUGA
Messenger RNA from Mucor velutinosus, 1005 nucleotides. Its product is annotated as Glutamate 5-kinase. The transcript has 4 exons. Lineage: Eukaryota; Fungi; Mucoromycota; Mucoromycetes; Mucorales; Mucoraceae. Gene Ontology annotation, biological process: regulation of transcription by RNA polymerase III. The coding region runs from base 1 to 1005 and encodes 334 amino acids. Gene Ontology annotation, cellular component: cytoplasm; UTP-C complex; protein kinase CK2 complex. Gene Ontology annotation, molecular function: protein kinase regulator activity. The record is from RefSeq and is a predicted model, not a curated record.